Enterobius vermicularis (human pinworm) is the source of this 1341-nucleotide messenger RNA. NCBI's taxonomy places the organism in Eukaryota, Metazoa, Nematoda, Chromadorea, Rhabditida, Oxyuridae. The record is from the annotation of a GenBank genome assembly.
AUGUCAUCUGGUGUCUUCUUAAUUGUAACUGCCGGCUUGGCUAUUCUUGGCUAUGUGGUCAGGGAGUAUGGCUUGCCACCUCCGACACUGAAGAUUGUAGGAAUCGACUUAGGCACUACUUUUUCGUCUAUUGGUAUUUAUCAUGCAGUAUCUGGUCAGGUUGAUAUAAUUCCUGAUAAAUAUGGGAGAAGGAGUAUUCCAAGUGUUGUGUCCUUUUUGCCUAAUGGUACCGUUCUUGUUGGUCACAAAGCGGUCGAACAACAAGAAAAAAAUCCAUUACGGACCAUAUAUGACGCAAAACGCUUUAUAGGAAAGAAGUUAACUGAAGAUGACAAAGUAUUUCAGGCGGAUAAAGAACGUUAUCCUUUUACUAUCAAACUUGAUGAAAAUGGAUCGGUCUUUUUUGAGAUUCCGUUAGAUAAAGGUCUUCUGAAACUAACUCCUGAAAAAAUUGGAUCAAUUAUAAUUCGAUACUUGAAGGAAUCAGUAGAAAGUAGUAUUAAUUCUCGCAUCGACCAAGCAGUGAUUGCGGUCCCGGCUGAGUUUGAUCAGAUGGAACGGAAUGCUACUGGUCGUGCUGCUAAUUUUGCUGGUCUUGAAGUUAGACGAGUGGUAAGUGAGCCAACUGCUGCAGCUUUGGCUUAUGGAUUAGACAAGAAACAGGGCGUUGAGUACAUACUUGUAGUGGAUCUGGGUGGCGGCACAAUGGACGUAUCUGUUUUGUGUUUGCAGGGCGGAGUAUUUAUGACUUUAGCAAUGGCAGGUAACAAUCGAUUGGGAGGUCAAGACUUUAACAAUCGUAUUUUGAAGCGGCUAAUGGCAUUAAUCAAGGAAGAACAUAGUGUGGAACUGACAAGCAAAGAAGAUUUACAACAACUGCUCCUGGCUAGUGAAACUGCCAAAAUACAAUUGUCGACAUUUCCUGAAACUAGGAUUGAUUUAUAUUUUCAGUCCUUAAAAAGUCGAUUUCGUUAUAGGUUAACGCGUGAAGAAUUUGAAGAGCUCAACGAGGAUCUUUUUGAAAGCGUAAUUGAACCUAUAAAAGCAGCUUUAGAAGACGCAAAUAUUGAGCGUUCAGAUAUAGACGAGAUUGUACUUGUAGGUGGCUCUACACGUAUUCCAAGGGUGCGACGAAUUGUUGGAACAUUUUUUGGGAAGCCUGCAAAUCAUGGUGUUGAUCCAGAAUUAGCUGUAGUGACCGGUGCUUCGAUUCAAGCUGGGGUUAUUGGUGGUGGUUGGCCUUUAAAGGUUACUGCCAUUGAGCUGCCUACACAGAGGAGAAAACGCCAUAUUUAUAAUCCUUUUGAAAAGCAGCAAAAAAGAUUUGUUAGUGAUCUGUAA